This is a messenger RNA of Branchiostoma floridae (Florida lancelet), 5153 nucleotides long. Its product is annotated as calcium-activated chloride channel regulator 4-like. NCBI's taxonomy places the organism in Eukaryota, Metazoa, Chordata, Leptocardii, Amphioxiformes, Branchiostomatidae. The transcript has 12 exons. The record is from RefSeq and is a predicted model, not a curated record. Gene Ontology annotation, molecular function: protein binding. The coding region runs from base 980 to 5134 and encodes 1384 amino acids.
UAUCGCUACACUCUUUUGUGUUAGACCGCGUUUUGCAUGGUUUUAAGUUACUAGUAGUUGGUAGCAACGUUAAAACAAGUUUGCUACUAACCAGGAAGACGGCUUGCUUCAGCAAAAAUGCCUUUUCAGUUGUGUAUUUCACAAAAUUGAGCGGAUUUGUAGCCAUGACUUUAUGUAACCCAGCCGCUUUGAUUCACCAAGCGUACAGGGGAAUGUACCUCAAAAUCUCCUUGUCUGGAGUUUUACGCGGUUUGAUCUGACGUGGAAGAACAAGGAUACAAAUCCCCUCUAGCUGCUGUGGAGCGGACGAUACCAGAUCUGGAAUAUUCUUCGCGAGUCCAGAGAAACAUCGACUUCUAUAGCUAGUUUUACGUGGGCGUAAACAUAAACAAGUGUUAAGAAACACCCGUCGCAGCUAGCAAUACCUGACGACUUUUGUAAAGCGACAACCAGUGGGUGCAACGAAAGAAGUCUUUUCCCGCAACAAGCCAGUGAGGUAAAAGAUGGUCUGACUUGAAACGCUAGGAGGUUACGUCAACGUCUUGGGUUGAACGGCCGCGCGCGGGUAUACGGUCUCUGCCAAGAAAGCCGACGCCUCGCACGUCUCAAGGAAGAGAGAAAGUCUAAACAAGAGGCGUGACCCGACGUCUCAGAUUUCGCCCGGUAGGGCAGGGUUACGACAGGUGUUGCAGGGACGGGGUCACUUUCUUCACUUUCGCACGGGGGACGUUUAGGUACGUGCACGUACGGGCAGACACCGCUGUGAAUCACAGGCCGUCUCGGGCACCAAGCACCAUGUAACCGCUCGCACUGGAUAGAGUUGUAAGCCACACUGGAACGGUCUUUUUUUACAUUGUACAGUCGGCAAAGCUCUACGCUCUGUGUUAGCCUGGAACAAGGGAUGGGGAAGACUUACGACCACCGUACAAGUUGAUCUGAGCUUCUACACGAUCUUACGACAAAACUACGACCGUCGGACAUGAAGCUUUCCAAGAGAAACCUGUUGGUAGACAUAGCGGUGGUGUUGCUAGUGUUAGUACUGACAUUUCGUGAGACAAGUACUCUUGGAAUCAAACUGCAAAACAACAAGUACACUGGACUUGUCAUCGCCAUACACAGGAGUAUCCCUCAAGAUGACGGACUCAUACAAGCUAUCAAGGACGCUUUUACCAGCGCUUCUCGGGCGCUCUGUCAAGCCACGAAGAACCGGGCGUACUUCGCCAACAUCACGAUCCUCCUCCCGAAGACGUGGAACGAGACAAACUACCCCCCUGCCACCGACGAAUCCUUCUCUAGAGCGGCCGUGAGAGUCGACAAGCCCAGCCCCGUGUACGGCAACACUCCGUACGUCAAGCGGGCCGAGGGAUGCGGCAAGCCGGGAGAGUAUCUGCACCUCACGGCGGGCUUUCUAACGGACCCCAACGUAAACACAACCUAUGGACCAAUAGGUCGCGUACUGGUUCACGAAUGGGGCCACUUGCGGUGGGGACUUUUCGACGAAUACGCCUCGGAAGACGCUAACGCCUUCUACAUUCACGAGAACGGGGAGGUUCAAGCCACGAGAUGCUCCCUGGCGAUCCGAGGCGCGUACAGACACAAGGACACCCGGGAGGAGUGUCGGCGGGACCCGACAACAGCCCUGUACGAGGCCGGGUGCAGGUUUGAAGUAGACAGGAAUUCAACGGACGCUACAGGGUCCAUCAUGUAUGCACCGUACCUGGAUACAGUGUUCGAGUUCUGCCAUGGGAACGAGUCCGGUGACCCCCUGUCCUACCAUAACAGCCAGGCCCCCAGCCCCCAGAACCUACAGUGUGGGGGACGCAGCGCCUGGGACGUCAUGUUAGAACAUCCGGACUUUGCCGGGGGCGCGAACCGGCCCGACUUGUCUCCGUACGCCGAGCCGAACUUCAGGGUGGUGCGGAGUACGGAUAGGAGGGUGGUCCUGGUGUUGGACGUGUCCGGUAGCAUGACUGGACAAGGCCGAAUGGAGCGACUUCGCCGUUCCGUGUCCACCUACAUCCUCUCCACCAUAGAGGACGGUGCCUGGCUGGGGAUAGUGACGUUCAGGGGGACGAGUCAUAAGAUAUGCGACCUGGAGCAGCUGAACGGUGACUCCGUGAGGGAGGAAAUACUGAACAUGACUCUAGAUGGGUUAACGAACCGCACGGGGAAAGUGGGCACGAACAUCACACGAGCAGUGACGCUGGCUGUCCAGAUCCUCGGCCCGGCGGUGCAGGACCGUAAGCUGGGAGACAGUACAGGUCCCCGGCAGAUGAUCCUGAUCACAGACGGCAGAGACAGGCGCCUCAACAACUCCGUCAUCUUCAUGCUACAAAACGACACGGCUAAAGGCGUGGUUAUAGACACAAUAGCGCUGGGAGAUGGUGCAGAGGAGGGGCUACCGCUGUUGUCCGAGGUCACGGGAGGACAGUUUUUCUUCUCCCCUGACAGCGACGCUGGAGGUUCGGCACUGGACGACGCUCUCACGGCGACAGUGCUGAAGUAUGUGGACGACGACAGCACAAGUGUCCCUGUUUCGCUUGCGACCUUCUCGCACAGCCUCGGAGCAGGGGAAACGUUACACGAACACAUCUACAUCGACUCUUCAGUCGGCGACAAGACGGAGUUCCGCCUGGCGUGUCAGGACUGUGCACGUCUGAACACAUCGAUCAUUGAUCCGGAUGACGUCACGUACAGCAGUGCCGAUUUCUCUUUCAGUGACAAGGAGGGGACCAUGCAACUCCGGAUUGAAGGGAAAGCUAAGGCUGGAAGAUGGCGUAUCUCAAUCCAAAAUAAAGCCACGCGGUCAAAACGGGAUACUACCACCCAGUCCAUUCAGAUCGACGUUACCUCUAAACCUGACGACCCUGACAACCCAACCAUCACCCUGACGUGUCACCUUAGCAACCAUCACGUGAUCCUGGGAGAGUCGCCUGACGUCAUUGCCGUUCGAGCGGACCUCAGGAAGGGGUACACGCCGGUUCUGUCGGCUAGGGUCGCGGCGAUUGUAGAGUCAACGUCCGGGAACGCGACGAAUAUCCCCCUCCUUGACAACGGUGUAGGUGCGGACGUUUCCGAGGGAGACGGAGUCUACUCUGCUUACCUUCUGGUCAACCAACUGGAAGCCAGGGCGGGUAAAUCCAACCGUUACACUGUGUCAAUACAGGCAGACAACGAGGACAACAACGCCGUCAUUCUCUCACAAGGAACAGGGGCAAUGCCGAGGGCGCCGUUAGUAAAUCCAGAUGAUGUAGAGGUUGAGAUCGUUCAGGUAUCACUAGAGCAGUUCCAACGGAAGACGUCAGGCGGCGCUAUUGUCAUCGAAGUCCCGCAGACGUACGUGCAGGCUGACCACCUUGACGUCAACCCCUCUGCCAUCACCGACUUACGCGUGAGUUCUGUGUCGAAUCAAGACAAGACGAUCACUUUAUCCUGGACAGCGGUCGGCGACGACUAUACCUACGGCACAGCGUCUUACUACGACAUCCGAAUGAGUGACUCCUUGUCCGGCAUCUUGAGCAACUUAGAAGAUGCUUCAAGAAUCCUCCAAGAAAACGUGAAGACAGGUAACCUCUCGGCUCCUCGCGAAGCUGGCCAGAAGGAAACCUUCACCAUAUCCCUCCCUGACGUCACAGAAAACGCAACUUUAUACAUCUCAGUUCGCGCCAUUGACGUCAACGGGAAUGCCGGCAGCCCGUCCAGGCCGGUUGUUGUCUCCCUGAUUUACAUACCACCAUUGGAACCCUCCACAGCGGCGCCAGACGAUUGGCCAACAGGGUUGCCGUUGCCAGCUACCGUUUCCUCUAGUCCAGUAGAAGCAACCGUUUCAGCCACCUACUUGGCUGCUGGAGUUGCAGCAGGAACUUUGGUUGUCUUAAGCGUCGUCAUCGUCUUAAAGUCUAUCGCGAAGAGGUAUCAAGCAAGCAAAGGAAAGUCUCAGAAAUUCGUGCCAGACGACAGAAGCAGGAGGUACAUCGUGGGCGACAAUGGGCACGUCAAUGGAGGAUUCGCCAUGCUGAACUUCGACUUGAACUAUGACACGAUCUACAUGGAAAAUGACGUCGACAGUUGGAUCCCUAGAGUAAGGGGGAUGGACGACGGAGCAAUGGAGACGAAUCAUGCAGUUUUAAGAGAUCCGAAAGAGGUCGUGGUGAAGUUUAAUCCGGUCUUUCACGAAAGCAUCGACGGUACAGAGAGCGUAGCCAGCGACAGGGACAUCUCGGAACUAGGCAGCGACACUGACAGUGCUGUCUACGGGAAAGAAACGUCGGGAGCGGCGUACACUCUAGCGCAGACACUCGCUAACAAGGUGCACCAGGUGUUCGGAAAACCGAGAAAGUUUAGCAUCACGAACAUAACAAGGCGGUUAAGCAGAGGAGGCGCAGAUUCCGAACGGGAAUCAAGACCUGUAAGCGGACGUAGAAUGAGAGAUUCGGUCCCAGAGGACAUCAAGUUCGACAGUAUCGUCGAAAUGAACUGGCAUGCUGGCAAAGACGUGGAAAGACCGAACCACCGUCGAACUAGUGUAGUACAAAAGUCGGACACAGACAGUGACUCCACAGAGAGCGACUCCUCUCGCCCCUUCCCAACCCGUUUUCCAUACAGAAAAGACUCCGUAUUAGGAACUAUCAUUCACAGAGGCGGCGGGGAAACCGCCCAAUCGGACAGCGAGACGCCGCAGAGUUCCGGAAGCGACACCGGAAGUGUCGUCAUCCACGAAGUCGAUAACGGCUCCCUCAGCGACGCCCUGGACUCGUGUAAAACCACUCCCAUCAGGAGCUUCCUGUUUUCCUCCUUUGCGAACAGGUCCAACUUUUCCUGCAACCUAGUUUCAGAUGAUGACACCUCGUCCGUUGCGUCUUCCAUUGCUGAAUCGUACAAUGCGCAAUCGAUACGACUCAUAAUGAGAACGGACUCCAUCCAGAGACGGGGUAAACGCCCCAUCUUGAGAACAAGCCACAGGCGUGGAAGUGACGCCAGUACGAGCAGCAAGGACACGCAGAGUAGCAUGUCGUCGGUAAACACCGUUUCGUCGUCGCGGGAGUUUACUCGCCUCGCUAACAUUAUUAACAAACGGGUGACGUUUGCUGAUGAGAAGUAUGGACCGGGCGGGCUAGUCAUUUCACGCAUAUAAUCCAUGACCUACAAUUGUA